AUGGCCCCAAUACCUUCUGCGAGACACAGUGAAGGCAGCGUUGAGGUUUCUGCCUUCGGGGAGGGAGAUGCUGCUUGGCUUGUGCGCCAAUUUGGUCGUUUCAGGCCGCUGUUGGAGCCCGAGGCGGGCCGAAGCAGCAACUUGCGUCUGACUCUGCCGGUGGAGUUGGGGGUUAACCUAGCAGCAGCCAACUACAAUGUUUCUUGCUUUCGAGGUGCGGACAGAGCCCGCCGCCUGCUGCAGUGGUCAAAUAGACAGCACAAAGAACGCCUGCAUCAACUGCAGCGGCUUGCAGACGCUCACUCGCGACGGCUCCAGUUUGGCACUAGAAGACAAAGGCGGAAGCGAACGAAAGGCUGCGAAUUAGGGGAGGAUAGCAGCAGCAGCAGCAGCAGCAGCGGGGAAGAAGGAGCAGAGGAAGAGGAGGGUGGAUGCGUGCCAACUGUAGACCAGAAAGGGUACCAGAGAAGUGCCUUUAACCCAGAGACAGCCGCAGCUGUUUCGCCUCUUGAAAAUCCGCGACUCAUGGAGGAUGAGGAUAAUCCGGUGCUUCUGGCCGCCUACGAUUUGUUGUUUUGUUCGAGCGUACCUGCACCCAGCUCGCCUGUUAGUCUGCCCGCUUGUCUGCUUAGCUUCAUCAGCAAGAUCAAGCAGCAGAAAUCUCCCGCCAAGGAAGGACAAAGCCUCAAGAAGGGGGCUCAAGCAGACACGCAUACAGGACACGCGACGCACGCAGAGCGAGGCAGCACGAGUAGCAGCGACCCCACCCAGGAGAAACAUCCCGAUAUUGCUCCGUUGGAAGUAUUUGGAGACCCAGGGCUACAUCCGAUACGACAGCUGCAAGAAGGCGUUUUGAAUCUGCCCGAGCAAAACGGCCUAACGAAGGAGUGCCUAAUGAAGGAACAAUUGCAACUGUUGGGGGUGCGAUGGAGGUGCCUUCUGAUGAGCGGUUGGAACAUCCUGGUUGCGGGAUGCGGCAGCAAAGGGCGUUUGUUGCGCGAGUUCGCCAGCUCGCACCUGAGGGACGGCUUUUGCUUCGUUCUUAAUGCCUAUCAACGCGAGUUUAAACUCCACCAGGCUCUACAAGCAGCUGGGCAGGUUAUCCGCGGCCACCUUCGCACGCAGACGAAAUACACAGCAGCAGCAGCAGCUACCAUUGCUGCUUCGCAGCCUGCAGGAGGGAGCAGCUCCUGCUGCGAGAGGCUUGUUAAGGAGCUUAAGUCGUUGCUGAGGCUGUCUUCUUUCCCUCUAUAUCUCGUCGUUAUUGGCUUCGAAAGUUCGGCGCUUACGGAUACUCGUCGGCACCUCGCGACACUCGCGUCUUGUGAUAAGGCAAUUCUUUUGGAUGCGGCGGAGCUGCGCGAUUUUCGCUUUGUGUUUGAGACAGCCCAUACACGGCGUGAUUACAGGGAGGAGGUACUCAGCCAGUGGGGCUCCAUGUGUGGCUUUGUCCCGGGAUGGUUGUGGGCAGCCAGCCGCGUCCAGGGCGUUGGAAGCAGCUGUAAUAGCGUCAACUUUGAAGUUGUGAUGCGCGGCUUAACGACGAACCACAAGCGGCUCCUCAAAUGCAUCGCGGAGUUGCAGCUGGCUCAGAUCGGGAGAAAUGAGUCGCCAAUAGUCAGUCUCGCCGACCUCGGGAAGGAGGCAAGUGGCAGUUCUCUUUCUUUAAGCAAACUGAAGCUGAAGGAGCUUCUUGUGGAAGUCACCAGCCAUGGGGCAGCAGUACAAGCAAGGAAGAAUGGCCAGGAUGCUGUUGCUAUCCGCGCGAAUAAAACACAACUCCAAGAGCUCCUGCAGCUUCUAGACAAGGCCGGCUUAUGA
This is a messenger RNA of Eimeria maxima, 1821 nucleotides long. Its product is annotated as origin recognition complex subunit 2, putative. Gene Ontology annotation, cellular component: nucleus; nuclear origin of replication recognition complex. Gene Ontology annotation, molecular function: DNA replication origin binding. NCBI's taxonomy places the organism in Eukaryota, Apicomplexa, Conoidasida, Eucoccidiorida, Eimeriidae. The transcript has 11 exons. Bases 1 to 1821 code for a protein of 606 amino acids. The record is from RefSeq and is a predicted model, not a curated record. Gene Ontology annotation, biological process: DNA replication.